This is a messenger RNA of Anopheles merus, 4615 nucleotides long. Its product is annotated as opioid-binding protein/cell adhesion molecule homolog. The transcript is spliced from 9 exons. NCBI's taxonomy places the organism in Eukaryota, Metazoa, Arthropoda, Insecta, Diptera, Culicidae. The record is from RefSeq and is a predicted model, not a curated record. The coding region runs from base 2165 to 3955 and encodes 596 amino acids. Gene Ontology annotation, cellular component: neuron projection.
CGUUGCGGCUGUCAGUAUCAAACGAUCGCUGGCCGGCGCUGUACGCUGUCUGGCGAGUGUGCGGGCGAUGCUGUCGUACCCGUGACCGUGUUGUUGAAUAAAUCAUCAACGAACGCUUUUGACAGUUCUGUUGUUGUUGGUUGAGCGACGACUGAUGUUCUUCAUCGACUGUUGCUGGUGACGCGGUUGCUAUAGUUUAUGUGGAUUAAUGUGAAGAACUGCUAUAACAAGUGUGUGUGUUGAGUGUGGAAAUUUAAGUAACAUCUACAAAAAUUUCUCAUCCAAAUUCGUAACUCUCGUGCUAAAGUUCAGACAUCAGCUGUUGGUGAAUUAACCGUCGCGGUAGUUAGUGUGUCAUGCAUAUUUAACACACUCGCUCUAUCCUUCUGGUCGGUCUGGUUGCGUCCCUUCCAGUCGCAUUCGCAACAAGAAGCAGUAAAUUCCACCCGGGAAUGCGAGCCCCUGCUCCCAGCGGGUUCGCGCUAGCUAAUGGAAGUUUGAUCAGUGCAAAAGUGAGUUAUCGUUAUCGACUUAUCGGUUAGCCGUUCCCAAAGGGCACUUACCCGGGGAACGCUCGCCCUGCGGUUCACCGAAAACGGUGUCUGGUGCGUGAUGUGUGUAGCCAUGGCAACGACCGUCUGAAGGUGUAUAUACAGACGUAGACGCACAGCUUCUCACCACCCCAAAAGAGCAUCAUCUAGCGGCGCGUGGAUUAAACGGCUCAGGUUUCAUUCGUGGAAAGCGCGGGAAUAACCAAUAACCAGACUUGCGGCCACUGUCCGGGGCACGCACGCUUGCUUCCUGCACGCACGGACACGGCUCUCGGGGAAUCAACACCGGAAAGGACCUCAAGGACGACCACAUCCGCUAGUGUCUGUGUACGCGUGUGUUUUUCUCUGUGUGUGUGUGUGUGUAGAAGUAUGUGGAAUGUAGCUAGCAAUUUGUGCGUGCGUGCGAAAACCCGUAUCUCGGGCCCGUCGUAAAAAGUUAUCGCAAAGCGAAAGGGUGAUUUUAUUAGAAUACUGACAACAUCUGACGGACUGCGUGCGGUGUGGCCUAAGUAAAUAAAACGGCCUAUUUGCACUUUCUUUCUCGUGGGUGAAAGUGAUGUGGACUCGCAUCGGUUGGUACGUGCGCCGGAAGGCUUACACUGGCACCGGGUCCUUAAUUCUGCGCUAAACUGCCGCGUCAGGAUGUGUCCGUGAGGUGCUUCGCACGUUCGCCGCCAUACUGCCUGCGCGCUUCCUUAACGUCGUACCGAUUCUAAUCUGCCCUGUAGCACGCCCACUGCAGUUCAAUGGGCGAAUGAUUAUUACGAUUAUUGCUAAACAAACACACGCACGCACACUCAUCUAGACAACAACAGAGUGAACUGAGCAAGCCUUGCGGCGCCCUUCCGAAGAAAUAGGAAUGUGCGAAUUUGACAACCCGUGUCGCACGUCACAGGAUGUGCGAAUAUGAUGGCCAAUAAAGGCGAAGGACAACAGCAGUGCGCUCGCUGGCUGCCAAAAGGGUUAACGACGGAACGCAAGUGCUUAUGCGUAUCGAAUCGUAGAUAUCGGCCAGAUUGAGCCCCAGGGAGUGUGGAGAGCGUGGGGCGAUCCGUGCUGGUAGAGACAUAUCUCGAAACCCCUUCGAACCAGCCGCCCGAAAUGACGGUCGUCGUUCGCUUGACUCAUAAAACGAUUUUCCACAGCAGCGGCCGUAGUGAGCGCCCAUCGGCUCUUUUUUGGCCCAUCGGCCCAAACGAAAUCGAAAAUCGGAGCAACAGCACGCGAGAACAAGUGUAAAGUGUGAAGUGUGAGGGCGAGCUAAGAAGGCCGCAGUGGGGUGAAAGUGGAUUUUUACAAAAUUUAUGAAACGGCCAACCCCAAACGGUGUUUGGGCGCAAAGGGCGGUUUUGCAAAUCGUAGCGCUUCUCCAUCUGGUUCCGUUAUAGUUAAGUUUUUUGUUGUUUUUGCGUGGUUUGGAAACAUUUCCCGCCCCGGCCCCCAGUGUGAAUGACCCAGCAACGAAGGACGUGCAGCUAGGCACAAGUCAUCGAAGUUCCGGGUUGCAACUUCUCUCUAUCGAACCAUCUCAAGUGUGUGUGUGUGUUUCUGUGCGUGUUGUCGUCCCGUUCGUUCGUUCGGUGUACGUGAUCGGUAUAAAAGCGGCAGAAAUUAUGUACGUCGGUUCGGGUCGACCUUCUACCGGUGGGGCGGCGACGCCCUGGCCCACCCGACCGGCUGCUACCCGCCGAACCGGCGCUCGACAGCGAACAGUUCCGGCCGGUGGAUUAUUGCUGUGGCUGGGACUGCUGACGAUGUUUGUCAAGGGAAAUCCCGAAACGCGUGGUAACGAGCAGGAACUGAAGCCGAGCUUCGCAAGCCCAAUCGAGAACGUGACAGUUCCUAUAGGUAGAGAGGCGACGCUCAGUUGCAUUGUACAAAAUUUAGGUGCCUACAAGGUCGGCUGGAUGCGAGCCUCCGACCAGACAGUCCUGGCGCUCCAGGGACGGGUUGUGACGCACAACUCACGCUACAGCGUGACGCAGGAGGAGCGUGAUGUCUGGCGGCUGAAGAUACGCAACGUGCGCGAAUCCGACCGCGGUUGCUACAUGUGUCAAAUAAACGUCACUCCGCUGCAGAAGCAAGUAGGCUGUGUCGAUGUACAGCUACCGCCGGAUAUAUCGGACGAACAAUCUUCCUCGGAUCUGACAGUACGCGAAGGUGGCAAUGCGACGUUCUACUGCCGCGCCACCGGACAUCCGGCACCGAAAGUCACCUGGCGGCGGGACGAUGGCAAUCCGCUCUAUCUUCUCCGGAACGGAACCGACACACGCAAGGUCGAUCAGCAUGUUGGCAUCUUCCUAAACCUGACCCACGUCAGCCGGAAGCAGAUGGGUGCAUAUCUGUGUAUCGCCUCGAACGAAGUUCCGCCCGCCGUUAGCAAGCGUGUCUAUCUCAACGUGCAUUUUCCACCAAAUGUGACUACACCAAAGACGCUGCUGGGCGCGUACGAAGAAUCGGACGUGGAGCUGGAGUGCGAGGUAGAGUCAUUUCCCCGCUCGGUCAACUACUGGACGAAGGUGGCGAAGGGCGGCCGCGCCACGGGCAGCAGCCUCGGGUCUACGUCCAGCGCGGAAAGCUACAACCACCACCACCAGGAGGUGAUGCUGAACGGCGAUCGGUACGAGAUCCGGGAGCAGCAUUUCGGCAGCCUGUACGCGGCCAAGAUGACGCUCCGGAUUCGUAGCUUCUCGGUGGCGGACGCCGGCAGCUACAUGUGCAUAUCAUCGAACGCUUUCGGCAAGGCAAACCGAACGAUUCGGCUGUACGAGAUUAAAAGACCUACGACGACCACCACCACGACAACGACGACCACUACGACUACGACGACAACGACUACGACCACCACCACCCCUGCACCGCCACCACCACCGACGCCCCCGCGCCGAAGAACUACACUAAUGGGUCCGAGGCCACCUUACGACACGACGCCCUACCCGCCGACCGGACUCAUCAUCGAGUACAUCACCUACUCGCCGGCCUUCGUCGAGUACGGGGCGAACGGUGAGACCUACAUCAACUAUCCGCAGCUGACGGCCUACUCCAAAUCGUCCUCCUCGUCCGCAUCGUCCUCCUCCUCCUCCUCCUCCUCGUCGGCCAACUCGCACGGAUCAUCAGCGGCGUCGUCGGCGGCCUCGCCACCCUCCACCGUGGCGCUGCUCGGUGGCCGCUGGACGGCCGGUACGCUCGGCGGUACGCUCCGGCCCCUGGCCCUGGGGCUGGAGGAUAGAUUUAUGAGCAUUUUGAUCGUGACAGCCCUGUCCUGUGUGUCCUUUUUUCGCUACUUUCAAAUCUAUCUUCCCUGGAUUACACUUUUUCUGCUGCUCCUGCUGAUCGGCCGCAAGCCGAAGGAGAAAAUCUCGCCCGAUCUCGUCUUCCGCCAUGCGCCGCCGUGCGCCCUGUGAGACGACCGGCACGGGUGCCAUCUGUCACCGCCGGAUACAGUGUCCCUGCCAGACAGCAACGGCAGCAACCUGACGACAGCGAUGCUGCCGGUGCUGCUGCCGCCCGUCGACCGUUGCGAAAGAGGUAACGAAGGUAAUGUUGUUUUCUAAUUUGCUAGGAUUAAUCAGAAAACAACGACCUUCCCUCGUGGCACCCUUUUUUCCUUCCCUCAGCUCCCGUACCCGUAAAGUGGCGCUCGAUGUGACUGGCGCCUGUUCCCCAAAAAAAGGGUCCCAGCACAAGUAUAGAAUAGAUCAAAUAAGCAGAACGGUGUACCCCGAACGAGUGAAGGAUGCGUGUAGCAAAUGAAGCAAAAUACAAAUUGGGGCACGGGAUCGAAAGAGGACCCCCAUAAAUGGGCCCCAGGGAGACCCGGUGAUGGGAGUAAGGGAAAGAAAGUGAGCACCGAGUCUCCCACUAAAGCAAAACGGAGACUCCUUCCUGCCCCAGUGCCAAGGGGGGGAGCAUGUUACGAUGUACAUAUUAAGCAAAUACUUCCAGUAAUAAAUUGCAAUAGCCAGCAGAGGAACCGUAUCACACACACCCCCCUAGUUGACAGAUGUGUUGUCAGGCAGUGCCGAAACGCCCGUUAGGCAAGGUUAGGAAAAGUAAUGAAACAA